Scomber japonicus (chub mackerel) is the source of this 630-nucleotide messenger RNA. RefSeq lists its product as uncharacterized. NCBI's taxonomy places the organism in Eukaryota, Metazoa, Chordata, Actinopteri, Scombriformes, Scombridae. The record is from RefSeq and is a predicted model, not a curated record. The coding region runs from base 1 to 630 and encodes 209 amino acids. Gene Ontology annotation, molecular function: protein binding. The transcript has 4 exons.
AUGCCCGUACCGAGGAAAGCAGAAAAGCGGCCUCCAUAUGAGCCAAAUGUCCCUGAACCAACCACCAGGGCAGACUUCAUGAAAUAUUGGCUCCCCGUCUCCUUGGAUGAUAAAACUGCACAGAAACUGUUGUGGAUUUCAGAAGGCGGUGCCAAAGUGGCUCGUACCUCAGAUGCGGUUUGCCCGUAUCCCGUCAGACCUGAGAGAUAUGAACACUCACCUCAGGUCAUGUGUAAGGAGCACCUGCUGGGCUAUCGAGGGUACUGGGAGGUGGACUACGACGGCUGGGUGGUGAUCGGGGUGAUCGGUGAGAGUUCACCCAGGAAGGGAAAUGAAGGAUCCUGUGGCCUCGGGGAGAACAGCACCUCCUGGGGCGUCGGCUGGUCAGGCUCCUGCUACCAAGUGUGGCACAACAGCGAGAAUGUGGACGUGCAGCUCCCCAAGUGCUCCUGCAUGGGCCUCUACGUGGACCAGCCCGCCGGCAUCCUCAAGUUCCUCGCGGUGGAGGGAGAAGGUGAGAAGGAGGUGCGGCUCAUUCACAAGUUCAAAGUCAACAUCCAGGAGAAGAUUUUCCCCGGGUUUUGGAUCGGCACAAAUUCAUACUGUCUUAUCCGGAAAAAGGAUCAGUGA